AUGUCAGCAGCUUUGAUAAACCGUUCUUUAACAACAAUCAAAACUGAGUUGGAGUUUCUUCGAGAUUCUGAAGUGAUUACGGAGGAGUUAUACAAUGGUUUAGAGAGGAGUCUUCCAGCUAAAUAUCAGAAAGACAUGGCACCAUGGGGGAUAGAUAAACUAGGUUCUGCAGGAGUAAAAGUUUCGGAGGCUCCUGUUAAUCAUGAUGCUACUGAUAAGCUAAGCGAGGACUUGAAUAAAACAAGCUUGGCAAGCCAGCCCUCAUCAGCAUCGCCACCUAGAUUAUCCCCAGAAGUGUCAAGCUCGAAGGCUCCCGAGCCACUAGGAUAUUGUAAGGCUCUUUACGAUUACCAAGCUCAAGAGUCUGGUGAUUUGAACUUGCAUAAGGACGAGAAGGUGGCUAUCUUAGAGCAUUUGUCCGAAGAUUGGUGGAAGGGUUAUAAAAAAGGAGAAGGUCGGGACAGAGCUGGUGUUUUUCCUUCAAACUACGUGACGGUGGUAUCUCAACAAGAAUUCGAAUUUGACCGGCAGUCUCCAGCGUUGCCUAAAAAUGAAAAGGCAAGUUAUGAAUUAAAUCAACAACAGUUUACACAGCCUCCUCCACAAUAUUACGAUCAACAGGCUUUAGGUCCACAACAGUUGCAACCGCAGUCAUCUUACGGAGGAUAUGCCCAGUAUCCUCCUCCAUCGGCUAACUAUUCACCUAACCCAAUGCAAGCUCAACAAUCUGCAGAAGGUCAGCUGCCUCUGCCACAUCCUCAUUUGAGAAAAUUCGGUGGAAAGCUAGGAAAUGCUGCGAUAUUCGGAGCUGGCGCAACAAUCGGUAGCGAUAUCGUUAACUCAAUCUUUUAA
Priceomyces carsonii is the source of this 852-nucleotide messenger RNA. It is a transcript of the gene PIN3, whose product is annotated as Pin3p. Gene Ontology annotation, molecular function: protein binding. Gene Ontology annotation, biological process: protein transport to vacuole involved in ubiquitin-dependent protein catabolic process via the multivesicular body sorting pathway. Lineage: Eukaryota; Fungi; Ascomycota; Pichiomycetes; Serinales; Debaryomycetaceae. The record is from RefSeq and is a predicted model, not a curated record. The transcript has a single exon. Gene Ontology annotation, cellular component: ESCRT-0 complex. The coding region runs from base 1 to 852 and encodes 283 amino acids.